Messenger RNA from Aphanomyces invadans, 1197 nucleotides. RefSeq lists its product as hypothetical. Bases 1 to 1197 code for a protein of 398 amino acids. The record is from RefSeq and is a predicted model, not a curated record. Gene Ontology annotation, molecular function: nucleic acid binding; zinc ion binding; aspartic-type endopeptidase activity. Gene Ontology annotation, biological process: proteolysis. The transcript has 3 exons. Lineage: Eukaryota; Oomycota; Saprolegniomycetes; Saprolegniales; Verrucalvaceae.
AUGGGAAGUGAUGCGGGUUACGGCCGCGGUCAGGUGUGGAACGCGCCAGCUCUCCCGAAAGCUCGGACCUUCAAGGGUUCGACGAAGGCGGAACGACGUGUUUAUAUGCGCGAGUACCAGAUGUACUUGUCGCAAAUUAACGCGAUGCAAUGUGUCGUUUCGCGUACGUUUGCUAUGUCUGUCAGUGCGUGUAUGGACCCGUUUUCUAAGCGGCGCAUUGUCCUGUUCGAUUUGAACAAGGAUCACAAUGCCGGCACGGAAGCAGAAUGGAUUGCGUGGUUCAACGCGGCGCUCGAAGAAGAACCCCAAGACUUGGACGUUCUGAAAAAGAGCCUGGCGGCCGCCAUCCGAUUCGACAUGAAGAUACUGGGCACUGAGUCUCGUGCCGGUCGGAUGCUGGACGACCUCAUGCGUGUGCUGGAACAAGACCACCAAGAAUGGGUGCUAACGCAGGAGCCCAAAGUUGUGGUCGAAGUCAUGACGAAGGCUAUCAAGCCAGAAGCCCCAAGACUGCUGUGCAAAAGCAGUUACGUAACGUUACAACUCCAACGAAACAAGGGGUUGAAAAACGAUGUUUUUCGUUUUGUGAACUGGCUGCGCCACUUUGCUGCGGGUUUCCAACUCUACGUAGGUGUCGAGGAACUGCAAGCUCCGGUGGCCCCUCUGAAAGGCCAUUAUCCGAAGGGCGGCUCGAAGAAUGGCGCCAGCAGCGGUGGCAGCGUCAGCGGUGGCGGCGAUAAAACGGAUGAAAAGGGUGUCUCCCCGGCGAAAACGGACGAUGGCAAGUCCAAGGAAGAUAAACUAGCAAGAAAGAAGAUUGGCUGCCUGAAAUGUGGAGACACUAGCCAUCGCGUCGCGGAGUGUCCAAAGGUGGCGCCUGGCGAGGCGGAUCGUCUACUCGAAGCUCAACUCAAGAAAAGCGCUCGUUCGGUCGAAAACGUCCUCUUGGACACGGGUGCCGACGUAAACGUUGUUACGCACGACGUCGUUGUCGUGUUGGCUGUGAAGGGCGCAAGCGUGACGGUCACGAAGCAUGAACGGCUCGGCUGGUCUACCCGGACGACGUACCGACCGUUGAUGUUACGUGGUCUCCACUGCUGGAUCGAUGACACGUCGCCGGAGAUCGACCUGAUCAUUAGUCGCCCUGUUAUGGAAUUGCUCGGAUUCUCCGUGGACGCUUUGCUCGCCGGAGCAUGA